Messenger RNA from Xiphophorus hellerii (green swordtail), 3107 nucleotides. RefSeq names its product misato mitochondrial distribution and morphology regulator 1 (gene msto1). The record is from RefSeq and is a predicted model, not a curated record. Lineage: Eukaryota; Metazoa; Chordata; Actinopteri; Cyprinodontiformes; Poeciliidae. Gene Ontology annotation, biological process: mitochondrion organization. Gene Ontology annotation, cellular component: mitochondrion; cytoplasm. The transcript has 14 exons. Bases 115 to 1875 code for a protein of 586 amino acids.
UCCAGCCAAUAGGAAGCGGCCGCUGUGUUCGGUGUUGUUACUUUAGCAGCGUGCUCAUCAUGCGUGGAGUUCUGCGGUCUCCGUGGUUCUGUCCUGCGUGUUGAUCCCGUCACGAUGACCGGAGUCAGCAGGGAACUCAUCACGCUGCAACUCGGACAUUAUUCCAACUUCGUGGGAACCCACUGGUGGAAUUUACAGGAUGCGUCUCUGUGCUACCACCCCGGGUCGGCGCCGCCGGAGGUCCAGAGCGACUCCGUGUUCCGGGAAGGACAAACUCCAGGCGGCAGCGUCACCUACACGCCCCGACUCAUCGCCAUGGAUCUUAAAGGAAGUCUCCGGACGUUGCGGCAGGAAGGAAGUCUGUAUGACCCCGGAGGAGCCGCAGCGGCAGCUGCCACCUGGGCGGGGAGCGUCACCGUGCACAAGCACAGCCAGCCGGAGAAGAACUGCUUCCUGGAGGAUCUGGAGAAGCUGGAUAAGGGACAGAUCCUGGCUGAGGCAGAGUUCUGCUCGGCGUCGCAGCUGCAACGCUCCGGUCCGCUGGCCAUGGACUCGUUCAAUAGCCAACUGACCCGGGUCCAGAAGAACUACCGUCUGGAGGGCAGCGUGACGGUCUGGUCCGACUUCCUGCGGCUUCACCUGCACCCCCGCUCCGUUGCCGUAAUCCACCAGUUCAACCAUGACGGAGAGGCUCAUCGCCUAGAGACCUUCGGCCAGGGAGAGUCUGUCCUGCAGGGGGCGCUGCUGGACGAGCUGGAGGACAGGCUGCACUUCUUCGUGGAGGAAUGCGAUUACCUGCAGGGUUUCCAGGUUCUGUGUGACCUGGAGGACGGGUUCGCAGGCCUGGGGUCAAAGGUUACGGAGCUGCUGCAGGACUCCUACGGUGGGCGGGGCAUCCUGACGUGGGGCGUGGCUCCGGUUGUCCACCGGGACUCGACUCCAGCCAGGGACCGGUACCACCUGCUGAACACCGCGCUGGGCACCGUCAACAUGGCCGCCCACAGCUCGCUGUUCUGCCCGCUGACGCUGCGGGGGGGGCUGGGCAGGCGGCCGCCGCCCCCGCCGCUCUUCCCCCUGCUGUCCUACGAUGCCGCCCUCUGGUACCACUCCAGCGCCAUCUUGGCUCUGGCCCUGGACGCCCUCACCGUGCCCUACCGGCUCAGGAACAACGGCGCCCCCAUGUGGCAGGUGGCGGACUCGCUGGCCGUGUCAGGGAGGAAGGUCGUGGCCGCUUACGGCGCUGUCCCGUUUCCCAUGAUGCCCGGCGGCUCCCUGCCCGACGCCCUGAGCGCCUGUGCUGACGCAUUGCCAUGGAAACCUCUGUCUGCUUGCCCCGAGGCGGCUGGGGGUCGAUGCUACGGACAGUGGAGCACGCUCAGAGGCUACGAGGGCCAGAAGCUCAUCAGCUGCCUCUCUCCGGGAAUCGAACCAUCGACUCCUCUGCACGGCCUCCUCAGCGGGGAGGACGUCCUGGCCGCCUACGUCUCCUCCUUCUACCCCUCAGCUCCUCUGGCGCUGCAGCUGGUCUCCGCCCCCAGUAAACUGACUCCGCCCUUCCCUCAGAUCUUCAGCCCGGCGCUGGACGCCCAGGGCUUCAUGUGUGGCAGGGCGCCCCCUGCAGGCGCGCCGCCGGUCUCGUCCGUCCCCAUCCUGACGUCGCUGCAGUCCGGGACCGCCCUGCGCCCGUUUCUGUCUGAGCUGCAGCGCGCUGCCGCCACCUUCGACGUGCGCCGCCGGGCCCCCAGCUUCCUGUCUCAGGGGCCCGAGAUGGCCGACUAUCAGGAGGCGCUGGAGGAGCUGCGCCUGCUGGGCCGCUGUUACCAUGACGACAGCGGCGGCACCACGCGCUCGUCCUCUGAGGACGACGACGACUGAGGAGCGCGCUUGGUGAAGGUCGUCAAUGGAGGUCGCAGCUUGGAUCAGAACCGGUCCAGAUGGGUCGGCUUCCUGCAUGUCCUACAGAACCAGAGACGGACCGAACCGGACCGGACCGUCUGCUGGUCCACAGACGAUAAACCAAACUUGAAAACUUUAAACUCAAGUUUGAGUGAAAUAAUGUGCUGGAAAGAUUCAGCAUGAAGUUCAGGGAAGAACUGGAUGAAGAUUAAAUUUACAGAUUAAAAGCAGAGAAAGGUCGUUGAUCUCGCCUUCACUCUGAUUGGACAGAGAUGUUUCAAACCGUCCAAUCAGAGGCUGGAUGGAUCAGCAGGUUGCAGCAGAGAAUAAAAGUUUAGUUAUUGAAUAAAAUGAAUAAAUCUGGAUCAGUUUUCCAGGAUCCACUCUAGAUUGAUCUGAUUGGUCGGUUUCCUGCUUCAUUCUGAUUGGUCCUCAGCUGUUUUACCUGAACACGCCCACAAACACCUGGAUUACCUUCCUGCUCAGUUCCAGGUUAGCUAAACCAGGCAGCAGGCCAAUAUGAUCCUGAGUUUAGGGAAACUGGCUUUUGAUUCAUAAAGGUUACCAUGGUAACAGCCUCAGGAUAACCUGCCGCACCAGAGGGGGCGCUGUAAGUCACUUUUCUGGUGUUUAUUUUACUGGGUGCGAUUUAAAAUGUAACUGGAUAAAAUGGUCAAAAGUUCAGGUUUUAUAAAAAGUACAAAGUAGAGACGGAUUGUUCUUAGUUACAGUAAGGUGACUUCAGGUCACCUGUGACUUCAGGUCACCUGUCUCCGCCCCCCUGGACCUCACUAGUGUGAGCUCAGCUGUUAUUCAGGUCAGGGGAGCAGAGAGGAUGAUGGGAAGCUUUUGGUUGUUUUUCUGCUUUAUCAGCAAGUUGAAACUUUUAAAAGCAACAGAACCAAAACAUUAAGGAAUAAACCUGGAAAAACAGAGAAAUUCCCAGGAUUACUGGGGAUGUGAAGCUGAUAAAACUCAGCAGCGUUGGAUUAAACUUUAUGUCUAAUCUGAAGAAUGAUUCGGCAUCGUUCUUCAGAUUAUCAACAUGUUCAGAUUACGGACGUUACUGCUGCUGCAAAUCAUAAACCAUCACUGUAGUGGAAACUUCUUAUGUUUCUCUUAAAUUUCACCUGAAAGAAAAAUAACCUGAACUUUUUCAGCCAUCAGAACAUUAAUAUCAAAUAAAAUCAUUUACUGUGUGAAAUAUUCUG